Molecule: messenger RNA, 3438 nt
Organism: Camelina sativa (false flax)
Lineage: Eukaryota; Viridiplantae; Streptophyta; Magnoliopsida; Brassicales; Brassicaceae
Product: PWWP domain-containing protein 5-like
Source: RefSeq, a predicted model, not a curated record
CAACCAAACUAAUAUAAACCCAUCACAUUGACAUGUUCUCUCGAUCAUCACUAUAGAAUCUCAUUAAUUAAGUUAGACAACAACACACAACAACAAAUUCAUAUUAACAACAUGUCCAAAUCCGGAUCACACCGACCUAUAUCGUUAAAUCAGCAUUGCGUACGUCUAAAAAAUAUAAUGUUUUUUUUAUUUUCUUUUUCUUCAAAGAGUAAAUAAAAACAAACGCAAAAGAAUGGCAUCCAAUGAACCGGCUAAAAUAGCACAGAAAAAAAACAAAAUGGUAACCACCUUAUCGCUAAUUUGUAUUUUUAACUACUUUCUCUUAUUCCCACUCACACUAUUCACGUUUUUGUAUUCAUGAUGUGUACAGUGUAUAUAUAACGUAUAUUGUUACUAAUAAACGAAUAUUUGUAGUAUCCCUUUUGUUUCUAUCGUAAAAUUUCAUCUACCAAUAUGAACCUCGAACGGGAUUGGCUCCUAAAAUAUCCUCUUCAUAACAACAAAAGUGACGAAGACCCCAUCAUUAAAGUGCAACUAAUUUUUAGAAGACAUUUAUCAAGGUAUAAUGUUUUUUAAAAAAACGUGUUAUAUUCUUUUCAGAUAGAAAUGUGAUAUUCUUAGAGUAUACUUACUGCUGAUUAAUUAGUAUUUAGUACUAAGUUAAAGAAUCUUCAAUCCAAAAAAAAAAAAAAUUAAGAAAUUCAAAGUUGAAAUAAAGAGGGAAAAGAAAAGGUUUGAAUAUUUUUGAACCUCAAUAGAGAGUGGUUGGGGGUUGUGACGAGUCGCGACAAAAAUCAAGUACUACCACGUGGCGUGUUGCUUGACGUACACGUAGUACAUCCUCUCAGCAAAUCAGAAGAGAAACGCCCCCUCAGGUCAUCAUUUCUUCAUCAUCACCCAACAACAUCAAGCUCUCUCUUCGCCGGCCACCUGAGGGAUUUUUUUUUUUUGUUGGUACUUGUCGUCAUGUCUACGGAGCCAGGAGGAGUCGAAUCGGACUCCAAUGCUGAUUUUGCAGCGAAGGCGUCGAGGUUUGACUACGGAGUGGCUCACUCAUCUGAAACCCUAACUGAUGCUGCGAGCUUUCAAGCUCAGCAGGACCUGGUAGUCGAGGGAAAAGGUUCGGGCUCUUCUCGUGAUGAUAAGGAUGUGGAUUCUCAUGGUGAUAAUCUCUGUAAUGUGGUUGAUUCUGGUGCAGAACCUGGUGGUUUUGGUGAGCACAGAAACCUAGAUGGCUCAGGUGGGAAGGAAUCAAAGUUUGAGAAUCUAGAUGGUGUGGUUUCAGCUGGUUCAGAUCUGCUUAAGAGCAGCAAGGAUAAGAAUGGAUUUGCUAACGAGAAUCUGAAGCGGUCUGACUCUGAUUUGGUUUGGGCUAAAGUAAGGAGCUAUCCAUGGUGGCCUGGACAGGUGUUUGAUGCAUCUGCUGCAUCUAAAACUGCCAAGAAGCACUUCAAGAAAGGAAAUGUCUUGGUUGCGUAUUUUGGGGAUUGUACUUUUGCUUGGAUUAAUGCAUCUCGGAUCAAGCCUUUUCAUCAGCAUUUCUCUCUAAUGCAGGAUCAGAGCAACUCGGCUCAGUUUCGUGAUGCUAUUGAUUGUGCUUUGGAAGAGGUUUCAAGGAGAGUAGAGUUUGGUUUAUCUUGCUCUUGUAUCUCAGAGGAAGCCUAUAUCAAACUCAAGACUCAGAACAUAGUCAGUGCUGGAAUUCGUGAGGAAUCAAGGGUGAGAUAUGGUGGAGACAAGUUAUCGAAUGCAGACUCCUUUGAACCUGUGAAACUCGUGGAAUCUAUCAGGCGUUUAGCUUGCUCUCCUGGCUAUGAUGCGACUGAGGAGCUGAAACUUGUUAUAAACCGAGCUCAGGUUUUGUCUUUUCGACAAUGGAAAGACUAUUCUCACUCCCUUGACUAUGAAACAUUUACAAAGUCGAUAGAAUCCGCAGCUUCUCUCCCAAAAGCAAAUACAGUUGUAGGAAUAUCUUCCAGAAAGAGAAAGACAGAUUACAAAGAUAAUGCUGAACACAAGGAAAGGUUUGAUUCUGAGCAUAGGACUGAUGAAGAGACAAAGGAGAAGACUUUGUCAGAUUUGAUUGUAAAGAGACGCUGUGGGGGCAAAUCAACUGAGAAAUUGGAUGGUAAGUCGCAUUCUGAGAAGAAACGUAAGGCUGAGUCUUUGGAAUCUGGUAAGUCUGAGAAAAGGAUCAAGAACAACCGACAAAAAGAGGAUUCAGUUUCUAAAAUCUCUGAUGAGGAAAAUAACUUUGCAGUGGGUGAUGCUAAUAAACUACAGAUGGCGGCUGAACCAUGUUAUGGAAUUGAAGGGGGAAGCGAGAUAGAUUCUUUAACUCCUACACUUAAGCCUUGCAAUGAUUCUAAUUCUACCACAAACUUAGAAGUUGAGAACGAGAAGACGAAGAAGCCAAAACACGAAGAGCUUGCCGAAAGAAAGAUUUCUUCUCCUGGCCUUCACGCUGCCAAAACUCCAACGGGGAUACCCGAAUCAAUCGGCAUAGAUCCCUUGAAUUAUGAAGAUUUUGAAAAGUUCAUUAAUGAACUAUCUUGCAGUAAACUCAAUAAUGGUAUCACUGAGACAGAACCUGGUGAUAAGAAAGACUCUACAGAAGAUCUGAUCUUCCCUGCAUAUAAAGAAAUCACUGGCUCAGGCUUGAAAGAACAAAUUGGUGCAAAGGACUGUUCUGCGGAUUCUUCAGCACCUAAUGCGUUAAUCCUUAACACUGGGAAUUCAGGUUCAGUUCCACCUGAAGAAAUGCUACACUUAAAGGGAAGUAUUGCUGAGAAACCUUCUGAUAAGAAAGACUCUGAAGAAGUGCAGAUCUUACCUGCAAAUAAAGAUAUCACUGCUUCAGGCUCAAAAGAGCAAAUUGGUCUCAAGGACUGUUCUGCAGAUUCAUCAGCACCCUAUGCGUUAAUCCUCAAAUUUGCAGAUUCAGGUUCGGUUCCGUCAGUAGAAAAGCUGAACGAGAUAUUUAACCGUUACGGUCCUCUCCAUGAGUCGAAGACUACGGUCACGAAGAAGGGCAAGAGAGCCAAAGUAUUGUUCAAAAGAAGCGAAGACGCAGAGACUGCCUUCAGCAGCGCCGGGAAAUACAGCAUCUUUGGACCUUCUCUUCUAAGUUACAGACUCGAAUAUGUUUGCCCCAAAGCGAAAAAGAGCAACAACAUGACUGUUUGAUCCACAUCGUCGGCAUCUCUUAACUUUGUUAGGCCAGGGUUCGAUCAGAUUAUAUCAGCUAGUUAUGUGAAUGAGACUAGGAUUAAAAGUUUGGUAUUACAUCAUUUAUUCUUUACUCAAGACCAACAAAACCAGGUUUCUAAUUGGUUACGAUAAGUCGAUAACUAUAAAAUUGGUAACAAAACCAACAAUGAGGCUUAAAAGAGCAAAUUGAUUGAAAACCAUAACAUAAAACGAUGUCUAAACUCCAAA